GGUCCGGGCGCCUGCUCGGUGCCGCUGGCAGAAGCAGUCGUCUCCACUGCCGGGACGGGCCUGGGCAGAUGGCUGCCUGGGGGUGCCGAGCACUCGGAGGACCAGCCUGUGUGCCGGAGUAGGGCUUCGCUGUAGGGCUCGCUCGCAUGUGGAUUAACUCCAGAGGUUUUAGGGGAUACUUGGGAAAGCAUGGUGGCUCAUGAUGAGAUUGGAGGUCUCCUGCCUAUUAAAAGGACUAUCCGAGUCCUGGAUGUUAAUAAUCAGUCCUUCAGAGAACAAGAGGAGCCAAGCAAUAAAAGAGUUCGACCUCUCGCCCGGGUCACAUCCUUGGCAAACUUGAUCUCUCCUGUAAGAAAUGGAGCAGUCCGACGCUUUGGUCAAACAAUUCAGUCAUUUACCCUUCGUGGUGACAGCAGAUCCCCGGCUUCUGCCCAGAAGUCAUCGAGCAGAUCAACAGCCCCCACACCUUCCAAAAGGAGAAGCAGUGUGCUAUGGUCCGAGAUGCUGGACGUCAGCAUGAAGGAGUCUUUAACUACCAAAGAAAUCAAACGUCAGGAGGCAAUAUAUGAAAUGUCCCGAGGUGAACAGGAUUUAAUUGAGGAUCUCAAGCUUGCAAGAAAGGCCUACCAUGACCCCAUGUUAAAGCUGUCUAUUAUGUCAGAGGAGGAACUCACCCAGAUAUUUGGUGAUUUGGACGCUUAUAUACCUCUCCAUGAAGAUCUGUUGGCAAGAAUAGCAGAAGCAACGAAACCUGGUGGAACAGUGGAGCAGAUCGGUCACGUUCUUGUGAACUGGUUGCCGGGCCUGAAUGCCUACAAAGGCUACUGUAGUAACCAGUUGGCGGCCAAAGUUCUUCUUGAUCAGAAGAAACAGGACCCGAGAGUCCAAGACUUCCUCCAGCGGUGUCUUGAGUCUCCCUUCAGUCGAAAACUAGAUCUUUGGAGCUUCCUAGAUAUUCCUCGAAGCCGCCUGGUCAAAUACCCUUUGCUAUUAAAAGAAAUUCUUAGACACACUCCAAAAGACCACCCUGAUAUUCAGCUUCUGGAGGAAGCUAUACUGAUAAUACAAGGAGUUCUCUCUGAUAUCAACUUGAAGAAAGGCGAAUCGGAAUGCCAGUAUUACAUUGACAAACUGGAGUAUCUGGACGAAAAGCAGAAGGACCCUAGAAUUGAAGCAAGCAAAGUGCUGCUGUGCCACGGGGAACUGAAGAAUAAAAGUGGACAUAAACUGCACAUAUUCCUGUUUCAAGACAUCUUGGUUUUGACGCGGCCUGUUACACGAAAUGAGCGUCACUCUUACCAGGUUUAUCGGCAGCCGAUCCCCGUCCAAGAGCUGGUCUUGGAAGACCUGCAGGAUGGAGACGUGCGAAUGGGAGGGUCCUUUCGAGGGGCUUUCGGCAACUCAGACAAAGCUAAAAAUAUCUUUCGAGUUCGCUUCCAAGACCCGUGUCCGGGCCAGUCCCACACCCUGCAGGCCAACGACGUGUUCCACAAGCAGCAGUGGUUCAACUGCAUCCGCACCGCCAUCGCGCCCUUCCAGCCGGCCGCCGGCGCACCCCAGCCGCCCGCAGAGGGUGAGGAGAACACCCCCGCCGCCGCCGGGACCGCCGCGCUCCAGAGAAGGGCGUCCGUGGCCUCCGGUGUGACUCAGGUGGAAGUCGGCGGAGACGCUCCGGAGUGCGGCUCCCCGGGGCGCGCGCCAGAUGACACGAAGGGUGCGAGAGCUCAGCAGACACGGUCCGGCUUCCGGAAGGCGAGGGACACAGCCCCGUUCGGUGGCAAACGGAAAGAGACUUUGGUAUAAAGGAAGUUCUGUGUAUUCACUGGUGGAGAGACUGUUUAUUUAUAAAUGUGUACAGUUUUUUUCGUGUAAUGUGAGCGUGGGAGCGUCGCAGGGCUACUACUUACGGCCGGUCCUAGCAUUUUCUGUGUUUUCGGUUGGUUUUGGUUGUUGUUCCUUUUUUUUUUUUUUUUUUUUUUAAUGGCAGCUAAAGAUAUACGCAGAUUACUGUUAAACUGUAGGCCCCCCCCUUUUUUUUAAAGAUGUUUUCCUCAGAUUAUUUAGAAUAUGCAAGCCUGGUAUUUUUAAUCAAAUGAAAUAUUUAUGAAAUGGAUUUUCUCUUUAUUCUGCAUUCAUCGUGACUUUCUAAUACCAACCAAUUGUGAUAUUUACAAUAUUUGCUAAAACCUAAAGUUUUGCAAAUACGGGAUUUUACCAGUGUUUCUUUGAUAAACUUUACAUGCAACUAAAAUCUAUGUGGAAUAUGUUUGUAAUAUUUUAGAACUUAACACUGAAACAUAAAUUCCUUGGAAAACAAACCAUAAGACUUAAUUAAGUUUUCCAUUGUAUCAACUGGAAUGCUUUAUAUUUGUUUUUCACUGCACAUUCCUCAUUUUUCAUCCAUUUAAACUGCCAAAUACUUAAUUUUUUUUAAUUUGUAAAGUAGUUUUUAGUAUUUGCUUUGAUUUUUUUUUACUUCAGUGCUUUUGCCUUUUCAAUUGGCAUGUCUUUAAAGUAUUCUUCCUCUUUGAUUAAAAAUGUGUGUAUGUGUGUGUGUGUGUGUGUGUAUAUAUAUAUAUAUACAUAUAUAUAUCUUUUUUUUAAAUCAGUGACUUUACCAAGUGAAACCAAGCCAUACUGUUUUUGAGCCAAUUAAGAAAAUUGCAGUUUUUUGAAGUGUAGCAUUCAGAGUGGAGACCACACAUGAAAUGACUCCAUAUAUACUGAAAGAAAACUGCCAUAAGGAUUUUGUUAAAAGUUUUAGUGUUGUCUGAAAAGCAAGAGGGAAGGCAACUGACCGGUAAUAAGUUUAAAAAAAAAAAAAAAAGGGUCUAAGAGAGUAGUUUUGUCUUAAAGUAAAAAUGUCUGGUUGUUCCAGAACAUGAAAGGAGAUAGUAAAAGCUAAACUCGAGGGUGUGUAGUAAGUUGUAGAAGGCUUGGGGGAAGUGAAUUUAAUUUGCCUUGGUUUACGGGUUUGAGAAGAAGCAAUGAAAUGUGUGAACAUUUGACCAUAUUAGAUCAGUUCUGGUGGAUUUAUUCAUAAGAGGGAAAACGACUGAUGGAUCUUUUACUGUAAAAUGUUUCUUGUUCAGAUGAGGCCAUAGUCUUUAAGCCCUGUGUCAUGGCAGAUUUCUAAUGGUGAUCAAUUCCAGUAAAUGUUGACUAUUAUGUGAACUAUAUCUGGCCAGUGGAAAUGAAAAUUGAAAAAGGCUGUAAAUAGAUAAUCCAAAUGAUGUCUCUGUAUAAAUGAAUUAUACAAUUAAAAAAAAAAAGCACACACACAAUCACCUUCAAAGGUUUCUUGGCUGGUGGAUGUUGGGGGAUAUUUGCCAGGAAAUGCUGGUACAGCAAAGAGAUAAUGGCAAGCCUCACAAAAGUUUCUAAAAUUCGUAUAUAACCAAACCUUUGAAAUGCACUGGGGAGUAAGGGAAAGAUUGAAUUAUAAGGUCAAAUUUUGUGCAUCUUCUUACACCAUUUAGAAUGCAGUGUAAUCAGAAAUAGCUGUUGGAUUGAAGAUAGGUGGACAUCUGGCCACUUUCUGGAUAUAAUAGUAAAGCUAAUAGCAAAGCAUCCUGAUGCAUUUCAGAUUUUGUCUUUUUUAAAGAAUGUUUUUUAAUGUUUAUUUUUGAGAGAGAUGGUGCGAGCAGGUGAGGGGCAGCGAGGGAGACAGCUGAUUCAGAUUUUAAUUUAAGCAUCUCAGGUUUCUAACUCUGGAAAUGCAAAGUCAAAAGUAUAGGUUACACCAACAGUCACGAUCUAAAAAGAAAGCAAGAUUUCGGAUCAUUUCUAGAGAUGUUCUAUAGAAUAUCAUUCCUUCCAGAAUCACCUUGAUCAGCUUCUGAAGUUACAGAGACAAGUUCAAAUGCUGUUAAUGGAACGAUUUUUUAUCAAAAACUGUUAUCUCCCUUUGGUUCACUCAAGGGAGAAAAUAAGACUCAGAAGCUGUAAUGAACACUUCAGAAAUUACAUCUGUAUUUGAGACCAUUUGAUGAUCUAGCCCAGUAGUUCUAAAACCAGUUUGGGCAUCAGAAUCACCCAGGAGUGGUUUUAAAAAAUAUAUAAAGGUAAGUGGACCUAUCCCCUAACUCCUCCCUGUACAAACACCCAUUUCGCUGACUCAAUAUCUUGGGGGGGGAAAGGGUGGUAAGAGUGAAGGCUGAUGACUUACAUUUGUAAACAUUCCCUCCUAGUACUUCUGAUACAGAGAAUGCCUUGGGUCAGCACUUAGUAAUCGCUGAUCUGGCCAAAAGAUGUUAUGUAAAUGAUCUGUAAUCAGUAUGGGCAUAUAUCAAACUUUUGGUUUGCCUUAAAAUAUUCAGGGUCUGUUAAGUAAGUGGUAUUUCUUUUCUUUCCUAAUUUUCUUCAGUUAGUGUGCUUCUAUACUUUGAGCAAAGUUAGUCUUUGCCUGGGAAAGUCUUUUUAAACUCGGUGCUCAGUCUCAGGAUGUAUGCACACAAGGUGGUAAGGGAAACUAAGGCCCCUGAAUUGACUCUAGCAGUGCGUGGGAAGCCAGCAUCAUUAAAUCACCCUUGAGUCUGUAAGACUGACGUUUCCUCAACCGAGUCAGGUGGCGGGUUAUUUUCGUGCCAGCGAGAUUUCUGUUCAGUGCUUUUCUCUGUGUGCAGAUCGAGCACAGUACUUGGUUAUUAAAUAUAUAGAGAACCCUCA
Acinonyx jubatus (cheetah) is the source of this 4668-nucleotide messenger RNA. It is a transcript of the gene NET1, whose product is annotated as neuroepithelial cell transforming 1. The transcript has 10 exons. The coding region runs from base 190 to 1803 and encodes 537 amino acids. NCBI's taxonomy places the organism in Eukaryota, Metazoa, Chordata, Mammalia, Carnivora, Felidae. Gene Ontology annotation, molecular function: guanyl-nucleotide exchange factor activity. Gene Ontology annotation, biological process: positive regulation of Rho protein signal transduction; intracellular signal transduction. The record is from RefSeq and is a predicted model, not a curated record.